Molecule: messenger RNA, 1816 nt
Organism: Rubroshorea leprosula
Lineage: Eukaryota; Viridiplantae; Streptophyta; Magnoliopsida; Malvales; Dipterocarpaceae
Source: the annotation of a GenBank genome assembly
CUCAUAAUUUAAUUUCCUCAAAUUCGUUAUUUUUCUCCUCCUGGUUUGUAGCAGUUGUUUUUGCGCCGUAAGUACUCUGCACAAGGACUUGAGAGGUCUGCCUGCUUUUCUUUAUUAUUUUAAUCAUUCAAAUUUUCAAGCCUGAUGAGUUGAGUUGGGGACCAGGUUGAGGUUAUUGUGAAGUGUCUUUUACUGCUCUUUUUUCCCCUCUAGAGGAUAAAUAUAUUUUGUUUUUUUAGUAGAGUUUGUAUUGUAUUUUUAACCACAAGUUACCAUUAGAUUCUCAAUCACUCCAUACCAAAAAAUAAAAUACCUUUUUAUUUUUUUUUUCUUAUAAAUAUACACUACUUGAAGGAAUACUCAAAUAAUACUCCAUUUUAUUUCAUUUUAGCAAAUUUCUCCAUGAAGUCUAUUAUAGGGCAAGUUUUUGAAAGUGUUCGUGAAAGAGUUCUUGAUCCAGUUUCUAAAAGAAUUAGUGAAAUAGCUUGUGAAAAAGUUCUUGGAGUUGUAGAAGAACACGUAGAUUGUCACAUAAACUUCCAAAAUUAUGUGGAUGAUCUUAAAAGAGGAGUGGGAGACUUAAAACGUAAAAGAGGUGAUAAAGAAGCAGAAUUAAGAAUAGUGGAUCACUCAGAAAAAAUGGUCAAAGAAGAAGUGCAAGGAUGGCUUGAAGGUGCAGGGAGGGUCAUUGAUGUGCUAGAUAUUGAGGAAGAGGUUGAGAACGUUUCAUACCUGUCGCAGGGUAGCCUUGGAAGACGUGUUCGUCAAAAGACGCAAGAGGUGAGAGAAAUUCACAAUCGAGGCAAUUUCACUGAAGGUCUUGUAAUUGAAAGGCCUCCAUCUAUUGGAAUUCCUUUGCCAACAGAGAAUAUGGUGGGCAAGCUUGAUGUGAAGGAAAAAAUUCGCGGAUACCUGAGAGGUAGUGAGGGAAUGAUUGGAGUUUGUGGAAUUGGUGGAAUUGGCAAAACUACUAUUAUGAAACACAUCCAUAAUGAAUUAUUGAAUGAGGCUACUCAGUUUGAAAAGGACAUCUGGAUCACAGUAUCACAUCCAUUCAAUGUUGUAAGAUUACAAGGCGACAUUGCAAGAAAAAUGAACAAAGGCCUUCGAGAAGAUGCAGAUGAAUUGGAGCGGGCAUCAAGAUUGAUGGAGAUUAUGAAAACAGUGAAAUAUGCAUUGAUCUUAGAUGAUGUGCAAGAUAAAUUUACUCUUACAAGAGUUGGAAUCCCAAAACCAACAAUGGAAAAUGGGUGCAAAAUUGUUAUUACUAGCAGAUCAGUUAAUGUGUGCAACUACUUGAGCUGUAAAAUAGUUAAGGUGCCCCCUCUUUCAAAGGAAGAGUCUUUCAACUUGUUUUUAGAUGAGGUUGGGCCUGAUGUUCUACAAAUUCCCAAUUCAGAUGAGAUUGUGAAGCUUAUAGUGCAUAAAUGUGCUGGUUUGCCGUCUGUCAUUGUUGGCAUUGCUAGCAGAAUGAGAGGAGUAAAAGAUACUUGUGAGUGGAGAAACGCAUUACUUGAGUUGCCUCAAUAAUAGCAUGGGAGAAGAGGAAGGAAAUUAAAACAACUAUUGCAAUAUUCACUCUUCCAACAUUAAGGAAACUGCAUUUGAAUUGCUUACCAGAAUUGAAGGGAAUAUAUCAAGAAGAUGAAGUAAAGGUUUGUGAUUCUCUCAAUACCACUACCAUGGAAGGAUGCUGAAAGUUAAGGAUGAUUUUGCUUUAUGUUGUUGGCAACAAGCGACCAUUUCCUCCUCCUGCUCUCCCCCCCCCCCCAAAAAAAAAAAAAAAAGGAAGAAGGAGUAAAACCAAUAGUAGAAU